AUGUCGGCGCCCACGAGGAUCCGAAUAGCCGCCGGUGGUGUGGUGGGCAAACAGCAGCCAUCCCAAUGUCGCUCGUACUUUCUCUCCAACAGGCCACCAACAUAUUCGACGGUGACGUCAUCAAAGAAAGCCGCCAGCGCAUCAUCGUCACCAGCGUCCGUCGCAAAUACCACCACCAACAAGCGCUCAACAUCUACCCUCCCCGAAACCUGGUUCAAUCCCAACAAAGUCCAAAUUUCCGCGAAAGCGAAAUCAGAAUCCAACACCGAUAAGAUCCGACCUCCAGAUGGCCCCGGCGGGCUGAACAAGCCUCCAGACGAGCGCAAAGUCAAGCUCGGCAAAACCCUUCGAAUCCUCCAAGCCCAUCUCCCAACCAUCCUCGAAUCCCCCUUACCCACCUCCAUCCUCUCCCCGCAAAUCUCCCUCCACCUCUUCCCCUCCACGCACCCGCACCUGCCCACCGUCACCGGCCGAGUCGCCUACAUCGCCGCUCUCUGGACCGCCCCGCUAGCCUGGAACCGGCUCCCAAUAAUCGGCAACGUUCGCAUCGAGAUCCUAUCCGAACGCAUGGUCGACCGCCCGCUGUACAGCCCGCAGUCGCAGAACCGGCGCAUCGGCGCUUUUGGCGAGCAGUUGAUUGUGCGGUGGCGGACGAUUGGGAAGUCGAAAAACUGGGGGUUGAGUUUCAUUAACGGAGGUGAAGAUGCCAAGGGGGUUAGGGAUGCGGAUUUGAAGGGUGCCACUGAAACGGAAUACAAAGCACCCGUGGGCGAUGCGGAACCUUCGGCUGGGAGAGAUGGCAGUAAGAAGUCGGAGUUCACGGGGCUGUUCAUCUUUGAGUUUGAUGGCGAGGGACGGAUAUUGAGUCAUACGAUUGAACAUGUCCAGCAGAGCGGGGAGGUUGAGAAGGGGGUGGGUGCUACUGUGGUUGGGUUGACGGAUUGGUUGUUGGGAGGGAUGAAGGGGGCUAGGGAAGGGGAGGGGGGAACUUGUCCUGCUUUUACGGGGAGGCAAGGUGAGGGAGCCGGUGGUGAGGUGAGGUGA
Molecule: messenger RNA, 1044 nt
Organism: Sordaria macrospora k-hell
Lineage: Eukaryota; Fungi; Ascomycota; Sordariomycetes; Sordariales; Sordariaceae
Source: RefSeq, a predicted model, not a curated record